Molecule: messenger RNA, 1606 nt
Organism: Pseudovirgaria hyperparasitica
Lineage: Eukaryota; Fungi; Ascomycota; Dothideomycetes; Acrospermales; Acrospermaceae
Exons: 2
Coding region: 1-1446 (481 amino acids)
Source: RefSeq, a predicted model, not a curated record
AUGUCCUUCUCCUACGACCGCUACGACCGCCGCCGUCGCAACCAGCCGCCCACGCGGCGCACAACCCUCGGCUACUGGGUCCCGCUCCUCAUCACCGCCACGCUCGCCGCCGGCGGCCUCGCAGCCUGGGUCUGGAGCGCGCGCAACAACGACGAUUCCAGCGACGACGACACGAACACGGAUCUCAGCUACGGUGAUCCGUAUACCGAUGCCCGGGCACGGAACAGCAAUAAGAAUAAGGAUAACAACAGCACCACAUACGCCCAGAGCCAAGGCGUUCUUGGAGGCGAGACGGAUGCGAGACAUGGUGCAGACAUGCCGGGCGCGUACCCGCCCGACGACGCAGGGUUCAUGGCGCGUAUGAGCCAUACGAUUCGGCGCACGCCGUCGCCGCAGCAGGCGUUUGAUCUGGCGCGCAGGAAUGUGGUUGCUGGGGUGGCGGCGGCGGGGGCGAUGGUGGGUGGUGCGCUGCAGAGUAUUCGCGAGGAGGAGGGGAGGGAUGAUUUUGGGGAUCAUGCGCGGUGGAGUGAGGAGAGCGUGCAGAGGAGUGCGACCGGGGGUGUGGUGGAUGCGGGUGCGUUUGCGGAGGGUGUGAGAGGUGCUGGUGCUGGUGCUGGUGCUGGGGGGAAGAAGAGGAAGACUGUUGCGGUGGUGUUGAGUGCGGAGAGUGCGUUGGAGGAGUUGCAUGAUGCUGGAGAUCAUUUCUCUGAGAAUGCUUCCAUCCUCUCCCACCUCCCCCCCUCCGCUCGCUCCACAAACCUCCUCAUCCUCAUCUACAUGCCGGCCACCCCCAAAUCCCGCCGCUCCUCCCUCCACGCCGCCUCCCUCGGCUCCUCCUACAGCGCCAUCAGCACCCCAGCAGCCCACACCCCCGGCGACGACCUCACCACCCUCGACCCCCGCCCCGAAUACACUCCCGGCACCACCCCCGCCCUCUCCGCCACCCAACCCCCCGACAGCACCCCCGCCCUCCGAGACAUCCACGCCCAGGCCCUCCGCCUCGUCGACUCAGACUCCUGCGUCAUGCCCUUCAACACCCCCUCCGGCUUCGUCCACAUGCUCAGACACCUCGCGCCCGACCUCGUCUACCUGACCGAUAGCCUCGCCGGCGACGCAGGCGAGAAUGUCGCCCUGCUGCGUGACUGGGUCGCGCAGAUUGUCGUUGUUGUCGGUGCUGCGGGAGGUGGCUUGGGCGGGCUGAUUGAUACCGAGGAUGAUGAUGAUGAGGAGAGUGAUGCUGUUGUUGCUGGUGGUGGUAGGGGCGCGGAUACUGGCUUGGGUAAGGGUAGAGGGAAGGGGAGGGAGAGUGCUGCUGGUGGUGGUGGUACUGGUAGUGCGAAGUGGUGGCAGAGUAGCGAUAUGGUGGGUUUGGGGAAGAGGGUUGAGGUUGUUGAGGGUGUGCGCAUGGAGGAGGAUUUCGAGAGGAGGGUUGGUGGGCGUGAUUGAGUGGUUGGUGGGUGGAUGGAUGGUCGUGAGGAUGAUGGGGUGUAGUAGGGGGUUGUAUGCCAGGAGGGCAUGUAGGAUGUAUGUAUGUAUGUGUGGAAGGAAUGGAUGAAUGGAGAAAGGAAAAGGUUGCAAUGACGUUUAUGGCAAUGCUGUACUUGAU